UUGUUUGUUUUUUUGGUUGAUUAAGAAAAUUUGGUCGACCAGUUCAGAAUUCAAAUAAAUAUCAUAACCAUAAAAAAUUAAUAACAAUCUAAAGCAAGCUAGUAAGGCCUAGAAGGAUCCUCAUAACAUCUUAGGUCAUCUCCUCUGCAAGUGAUUUUAUACUAAUGAGCUGAAAAUGUAUCGUUUYAAUAGAAUGUCGCUAUCGUUGGCUGAUGGAAUAGCAGAGCAGCUGAAAUGUUCGGUGUGUUUAGAGGAGUAUAGAAAACCUAAACUGCUUCGGUGCUAUCACUCUUACUGUCAAGACUGCAUAAAACAGCUCUUGAAAAGAAGUGAAGGMACGAACGUUGUGAAAUGUCCACAAUGUCGGACUACAAUGGAGGUUCCAGAUGGGAAUGUAGAGGCCUUGGAGUCAAAUUUCUUCAUUAACAACAUCUUAGACAUCAUGGAGAAAAACCGACGGAAAAAGACGUACUUGGAAAGAUCUAUCGUUUGUAUUGCGUGCGAAUUGAGGGGUGAAAACGAUUCGGCUACAAAGUGUGAGACCUGUGACAUGCCUUUGUGCUUUUCAUGUCUUCAAAAACACAACCACAAAGACGCUCUUCCCCAGACCGUACCAUAUGGUACGAGUUCUGCCUCAAAAGUUUGCAUCGAGCAUGCCGAAGAGAAGACCAUUUAUUGUCGAGACUGCAAAGAAAUCUUCUGCAAGGAAUGCAUCUUGCAGUAUCACAGCAAGGAUGACUGCAUUGAAGUAAAGAAAGCCUUGAAGACGCACAGAAGAGUUAUCGACUGGCUUCUGGUUCGAUGUAAGGUUAAAAUGUUAAACUUUACAGAAGAAAUGAAAAAAGUUCAAGUGAUGGAAGAUAUGGUGGCGAAAAGUGCUCAUGACACCAAGCUGUCCAUUGAUGAACACUUCCAAAAACUUGCCAAAGCUCUGGAGAAGAAAAGAAUUGAAUUGAAGGCUGGUGUCGACAGUCUGAAGAAUGAAAAAAUGAAGCAAAUUGUAUUCCAGAAAGAAAAUUUAUCAACGACAACAUCCAGUCUUGCCACAGCCAUCGAUUUUACCGAACAAACGAUGGAAGAAGGCAACGAAAAAGAACUGUUGUUGAUGAAGACUAAAAUCUGCGACCGACUCGAGGAGCUCAGUGAGAUUAAAGUAGAAAAGUGUUCAGAAGUUUGGUGGCACUUCUAUCUUCAUUCUGUUGACGUGAGUGAGUUUUUGAGCGAGUUUAGGGUUCAGAGUGAUACUGUUAGAGCCACUGUGUCCUUAGCAGGAGGCGAGGAAGGAGUUCUUUAUAAUACCUUUGUGAACCAGUGCCAUGGCUUCGUUAUCACGCUCAAAGAUAAAGAUGGAAUUCAGGUUAGGAUUGGUGGGCAGGAUGUGCGAGUCUCGAUUCGAGUUCCAUCACACAACGAUGAUAAUCCACCAACAUCGUCGUUUGAACACGAGUACGAUGAAGCAACAAGUCAAAGCGGUCAAUAUGAAGACAUCAAGGUCCAAGAUAACAAUGAUGGCACGCACUCUUUCAAAUACAAACCAAAACGACAGGGUGAUUAUUACUUACAAGUGACUGUCAAUGCCAAACCACUGUCCGGUAAUCUGAUGUGGAAGGUGCAAGGUCCUCUCGGGAUUGGCGAAAAGGCCAAAGAGUUGGGUUGCGCUCAGAUCCAAGCACCGUACGGAAUGGCCCCAUCUUGGCAUCACAGUGUAGUCGGAGGCAAAUACUCGUGGAAGAUCAAAAGAGUAUCGUAUAACGAGUACGCGGUGGUGAGAGUAGGGGUAAUGAUGGAUUUCACCAGCGACAAGUGGGGAUGGUGUAACGGCAGACGUGAGGAGCCCGAUCCCUCUCCCUACUCCUUGCCCGAACAUCCCCCCAGCAACAUCCCCACGUGGGAAGAAGGAGAAGUGCUGGUGUUUUACAGCAACGAAGAGACUGGAAAGUUUAUCAUCUACAAAGAGACGACCAAACAAUCCGAUGUGUUCCAGAGAUGCCCGGGUACUGUUGCUCGACCCUAUUUGUACCCAGCUUCGUAUCAAUCUUUCUCCAUGGACAAGAAAUUUGAGAGGAAACUCAUCAAAAUGGAAGAAAACAAAAAAACUGAAGAAUUAUCAAACUAACUCAAA
This is a messenger RNA of Actinia tenebrosa (Australian red waratah sea anemone), 2122 nucleotides long. Its product is annotated as E3 ubiquitin-protein ligase TRIM45. Gene Ontology annotation, molecular function: zinc ion binding. The record is from RefSeq and is a predicted model, not a curated record. Lineage: Eukaryota; Metazoa; Cnidaria; Anthozoa; Actiniaria; Actiniidae.